Molecule: messenger RNA, 887 nt
Organism: Brassica oleracea var. oleracea
Lineage: Eukaryota; Viridiplantae; Streptophyta; Magnoliopsida; Brassicales; Brassicaceae
Product: early nodulin-55-2-like
Exons: 1
Coding region: 60-887 (275 amino acids)
Cellular component (GO): plasma membrane
Molecular function (GO): electron transfer activity
Source: RefSeq, a predicted model, not a curated record
CUUCCUAAAUUUUUCUUGUUGGAUUAUCUUUCUGAUUUCCCGUUGGUCUUCUAUCGAUAAUGGCAACGACAACAAGAAUCUUAUGCUUCGUGCUCGUGAUGGUUCUAAUGGGAUGUUGUUGCUCGGCAAAAAUUUACAAAGUCGGAGACUCGGAGGGAUGGACAGCGAAGGGCGGCACCUAUUACGCUUGGGCUAGUCGUAAGGAAUUCCAGGUGGGGGAUUCUCUGAUCUUUGAAUACGAUGGCAACGUCAACGACGUCACUCGACUUUCCAGUGCUUUGGAAUACCAAUUCUGCAACUCUGCUUCUCCUCAAGCUGUCUACAAAACGGGCCACGAUGUCGUGACUCUCACGGAACCAGGUUAUCACUUCUUCAUCAGCUCAAAUCAUUCUCAAUGCGUAGCCGGACAGAAGCUCUUCGUUUUUGUCGUCCAAUACCAUCAGAUUCCUCCACCACCACCGAGAAAGAUCCUUCCGUUCGCAAAAGAUUUCAAGGUCGGUGACUCCCAAGAAUGGAGGGUUCCUGACGAAAGAGACUUCUAUUCCAAGUGGAGCGAGGAGAAACAGUUUCACGUGGGAGACAAUCUUCUUUUCUACUACAACUACGAAGUCGACGACGUCUUAGAAGUCAGCGGUGAUCUUGAGUUCAAAUCUUGCGACACUUCCUCUCCGGUUGCCGUGCACAAUUCGGGACAAGACCUCGUAAGGCUAACAAAACCAGGAAUCCACUAUUUCAUAACCUCGAAGACUCCUCAUUGUGAGGAUGGGCUUAAGCUUCGAGUGGUGGUAAGACCACUAACCAGAGGUGGUCCGAAGAAGAUGCAGUUGUCACCUUUGGACCACCUCAUCAAGUGGCUGCAGUCCUUCAGACCCCAACUCCAUCACUAA